AUGACGGUCUUGUUUUUUUCUCUCUCAGGUUUACCUGACCCAGCUACUGCAGAAUGGCUAAAUCAAAGAGAGUGUAAGACAUACGGCAGUGGCAUGGUCCAGCCCUUUAACGGCAGCGCGUACCACGUGAGGACAUCCUGCUCCGUCACCCUCGUCCACUUCACCCACCAGAGCGUCGACUGUGACAUCACCGCCCAGCGAGGGCCCAGCGGACUGCUGAACCGCGUCGAGGUCGUCGUCAACAAAGUCCGAACUAACAUCCUGGACGGGACUGUCUUUGUGGAGGCCCAAAAGGUGUCUCUGCCAUACGACCACACCUACCAGCACGUGUUCCACUACGGAGUCCACACCAGACUGAGGAGCAAGGUCCUGCCACUGACCAUCACCUGGCACAGCACCGCCAUGGGCAUCGAUGCCCUCUGGGUGCGACUACAGGGGAACAGCAUUAGUGGAAUGAAGGGACUGUGUGGACAUCUAAAUACUCCAGCAAAUCCUCCUCAGUUAAUCUCUGAGGCGGUGCUUGAGGACGACACGUGUGUGAUCGAAGACUCACGUGAGAAGAACAACAUGGCGUGCGGGGAUUUCAUGUCCCAUGCCAUAUCCUGCCUGAUGAACCGGGCCGAGGCCUACUUCCACCUGUGCCAGCAGAACGCCUAUGGCUGGGCAGGUAGUGCUCAUAUCACCUGUCCCUUCUUCUGGGAUGUCGCUCAGAGGUGUGGACCGGCCAGCAACCUCUGGGAUGUGUGGAGAAAUGUCACACAAUGCCCCGCCCCGGACUGCCCAGGAGAGCUGACCUAUCAGGAGCUGGGAAACGCCUUUACCCCCACCUGCUCCAACCCCACCUCCCGAGCGGGCGACCAGGACGUGACCAGCACCUGUGUGUGCCCACAAGGUACGGUACUGAAUGACCAUGCCGAGGGCCACGACUGUGUGAGUGUGGCUGAGUGUCCCUGUGUGUACGGCGGCAGCAGCUACCCACCAGGAACCCACAGAGGAACCAAGUGCCAGACAUGUGAGUGUGUGUCUGGAAAAUGGCGGUGUUCUGAAGACAUCUGUCCUAAGAAAUGCUCCGUUGAGUCCCAGUUUGUGACGUCUUUCGAUGGCAAACACUUCAGACUGCCAGGCAAAUGCUCUUACAUGGCAGCACAGGGCUUGAACUGGACACUCACGGUGCACUUUUCAGAGAGUGCCAUCAAACUGCAGAGAGUGGAGUUGAAGAUUUACCAUGAGAGCUAUGUCUUCUCCCUCUCAAGGGUGAUGUUUCAGAAAGAAGAAAUCAGAGAGUUGCAUCGAACUGCGUUUGUCACCGUUUUCUGGCAGUCCUCCAUGUUUGUUCAGGUCCUGGCCCUCUCAGGCCUUAGCAUACAGGUGCAAAUGGCCCCCGAGAUCCAGGUCUACGUGUCCUUGCCUACAGAGCAAAAUGGAACCACCACAGGCCUUUGUGGGAACUUUAACGGGGACUCAGGGGAUGACUUUACCACCAGCAGCGGCAUAGUGGAGAACUCUGCGGAGCCCUUUGCCCUCUCCUGGUCCCUAGAGAGCUGUGAGCCCAACAUCAACCCCCUCUGCAUUAACAUGGACAGCGAAAUAUUAGCUGAGGAGCACUGCAACCAGCUGAGAGACCCUAAUGGGAUCUUUGGUCCCUGUCACCAUUAUAUACCCUAUGACCAAUACUAUCAGGCCUGCCUCAGUAAAACAUGCCACUGCCAGUCGGGGCUUCAGUCGUGUCUGUGCGUCGCCCUCGGCAACUACGCCAAAGCCUGUGCUUCUGUUGGGGCCUCUGUGGGAGACUGGAGAGCAGCAGCCAACUGCAAGGUGACGUGUGCGACCAACCAGGGAUUUGACUACGCAACACAGGUGUGCAACCGCACCUGCCGCUCGUUGGCGGGGCCCGACCCUACCUGUGAGCUGGAGGCGGAGCCUGCGGAGGGCUGCGGUUGCCGGGAGGGAACCUACCUGAAUGACCACGGCAGCUGCAGCCCCCGCUCGCAAUGCCAGUGUCACCACAUAGGGGGCGCCGCGCCGCCAGGACCAGUGGACAUCAAUGGGAUGAUAUGCAAUUGUGAAGAUGGACAACUAAACUGCGGUCGAUUAUCCUUUCUUUGUCAAUAUCCCAAAGUGUUUGUGCACUGUCCAGACUCUAUCAACACUGCACAGAGAACCUGUGACAGCCUGAGCAAGCCUGCUAGAUCUGCAGUGUGCAACACCGGCUGCUAUUGUCCAGAUGGCCAGUAUGAGGACCACAAGGGAAUGUGUGUGUCUGAGGACAACUGCACAUGUGUGUUUAGCGGGAGUGUGUACGGCCCUGGGGAGAGGGUAGAGACCAACUGCAAGAUAUGCACCUGCAGUGAAGGGCGUUGGAACUGCACUGGAGAGUCGUGCCCAGUUGGACGGUGCCAGGUGUUUGGUAACGGUCACUACCAGACCUUUGACUCCAGGUGGUUCAGCUUCGAUGGCAACUGCCAGUACACCUUGCUGGAGGAUGGCUGUGGGAGGGGCAAUGGGCAGUUUGCUGUCAGAGUGGAGAGCAUUCCCUGCUGUGAUGAAGAGCUGACCUGCUCCCGCACCAUCACUCUGGACCUGCUGGAUGAGGUGUCGCUGGUGCUGGAGGACAUGUCUGUGUCCUCCUCCAGCAGGUCCUCCAACACAUCAGCCGUUUGGGGAGAGAUGCUGUACUCCGUCCACACAGUGGGGCUCUACAUCGUGGUGUCCGUACCGCGCCCAGGCCUCACACUCAUCUGGGACAAACACACACGCCUAACCGUGCUGCUGGAGGCAAGGUGGAGGGACCAAGUGUGUGGCCUGUGUGGGAACUUUGACUCCAGCGAGGCCAACGACCUGAUGAGUAGCGGCUUGUUGCUGGCGUCCAGUGCACUGGAGUUUGGGAACAGCUGGAAGACGGGCACGCCACCCUGUUCCGACGUGACGAACGAGACCUUCCCCUGCCAACGCCACUCCUACUGCUCCAACUGGGCCGAGAGACGCUGCAUGAUCAUAACUGGAGACACCUUCAGAGAGUGCCAUCUCAAGGUGGACCCUGAUCCGUACUACCAGGCUUGUGUACUGGAGGCGUGCUCCUGUGAGUUCGAGGGCAAGUUCCUGGGCUUCUGCACGGCUGUGGCAGCUUACGCUGAAGCCUGCAGUGAGCAGAACGUCUGCGUCCACUGGAGGACUCCAGAUCUUUGCCCUGUGUUCUGUGACUACUAUAACAGGGAGGGUGAGGAAUGCAUCUGGCACUAUGACCCCUGUGGAAAAGUACCAACCUGUGGAAGAAACUACACUUUCAAUGGGAAACUGGAAGGCUGUUACCCCAGGUGUCCAGCAGAGGUGCCAUACUAUGAUGAGAACACCAGGAACUGCACCACACUGCAGGACUGCACCUGCCUCUUCAAUGGUAGAAUCCUAAGACAUGGCACUCAAGUGAGCAUGCCCAGUGGACACUGCACAUGCACAGAUGGAGUCAUUGACUGUGUCCCAUGUCCUACGACCACACCAUCGCCGUUGACAACAGUGUUGACAACCGACGAUGGCCACAAUUGUGUGUGUUUUGUUUCGGGCGACCCCCAUUACAGAACCUUCCAGGAUCACAAAUAUGACUUCCAGGGGAGGUGCAACUACAUCCUGGUCCAGGAACGGUUCCCACAGUAUGACUUCAGCAUCGUGGUGGACAAUGACGCCUGCAGCUCUGGGGCUUCUGGGGUCUCCUGCGCCAGGGGGAUCAUCAUGAAGUUCCAAAACCACACUGUGGCCCUCAGCAUCCAGAACAAUGAGUACAGAUCGGUAGCAACCACGCUGGACCAGCGGCCUGUGUUUCCCCCCUACGAGCAGCACGGAAUCCGCUUUGAGACCACCACACACAUGGUGACUGUCUACAUUGACGAAGUCGACACCAAAGUCUCAUUGGAUAUCUACAACAACAUCAUCAUCACCCUGGGGAAGGACUUCCUGAAACACUCAAUUGGACAGUGCGGUGAGUGUGGAGGCAGCCCUUGUGUGCGCCCUGGUGGUCAGAUAGAGGAUGACACGUGCUGUCCACAGACCGCCUAUGACUGGAUCUCCCCCGACCCCAGCAAGCCCCAGUGUGCUUCUGCACCACGAAACCAGUCCUGUUCUCCACCAACACCAUCUAUACCACCACCCACACCGUGCCCCACUCCUGUCUGUGACCUCCUCACACAGCCUGUGUUCCAGGAGUGCAAGUGGAAGGUGGACCUGAGCUGGGUGGAGCAGAGCUGCAGGUUUGACGGGUGCCACGGCAUGCCCUGCCCAUCACUGGCACUGGCUGCAUAUAUGUGCAAGCAAGAGGGCGUCUGUGUCGAGUGGCGCCACCUCACCAACGGCACCUGCAACGUGCCCUGUCCAGAUGGGAUGGAGUACAAGGAGUGUCGUUACAAACUGGAUGACCACUGCAGUGGAAGUAUGCCUGUGUCUGGUCAUGUCCUGGAAGAGAUGAGGUCCGGCUGCUUCUGCCCAGAGUCCCAGUUACGAUCCGGGGAGCACAAUGAUGUGUGUGUGGACACCUGCACUGGUCCAACAACCCCCACUAUAACCACCUACCCCACAACACCAUCAACCACCUACACCACUACACCUAAAACCACCACUGCACCUACAACCACCUACACCACAACACCAUCAACCACCUACACCACUACACCUCCAACCACCACUGCACCUCCAACCACCUACACCACAACAACUCCAACCACCACGUGUAAGUGCAGGGACCCGCAGAGAGGACUGAUCUUGCCAUGUGGGACGACCUGGACGGAGGACUGUUUUGAUAAAACGUGUGAUAACGGGAGAAUCAUCUCGACACCGGUUACAUGUCCAUACAGUCCAGUUCUAAACUGCCCUCGUGGUCGGAUGUCCAGGGUUCGGGAGGGAUGCUGCGACACUUACAAGUGUGACUGCGUGUGCACUGUCUCUGGAGACCCCCACUAUACGACCUUCCAGAACACCUACUACGACUUCCAGGGUGACUGUACCUACACAUUGGUACAGGAGCUGUUGCCACGGCAACAGCUCAGCAUUGUGGUGGACAACUUCCUUUGCAACAGACCAUCGACUGUGACCUGUGCUAAAGGGAUCGUUAUCAAAUUCCGAAACCACACCAUCUCCCUCGCCCAGAAGACAAUUUUAAGCAAACCACAUGUCAUCCUGAACAAGAAGCUUGUGAGCCCCCCCCAUUGGGAAGACGGACUCCGCUUUGAGACCAGUGGGAACAAGGUCUCUGUCUACAUGGAAAAGAUCCGCUCCCACGUUUCCAUGGCGCCCUCUGCCAGGGUGACCAUCGCCCUGGCGAUGGAGCACUUCCACAACAAUGUGGAGGGACAGUGUGGUGAGUGUGGAGGCAGCUCUUGUGUGCGCCCUGGUGGUGUGAGAGAGGAUAACAACUGCUGUCCACAGACUGCAUUCGACUGGAUCUACCCCGACCCCAUCAAGAAUGGAUUCUGCGACGAAGCACCACGAAAUAAGUCAUGUGUCCCCACUCCAACAUCAUCACCGACUCUUUGCUCACCAAUCUUCAAAGGCUCUCUUGUCUGCGAGAUUAUUGGUGAUAGUGUGUUCGACACGUGCAGAGAGCAGGGAGUGGACCUUGAGUCCCUGAAGAAGAACUGCAGGUUUGAUUUGUGUGUAAUGGAUGUUCCGGAGCUGGCCUGUUCCAUGGUGGCGCAGGCUGCAGAGGAGUGUUUGAAAGUGGGCGUCUGUGUGGCAUGGCACCACCUGACCAACGGCAUCUGCAACGAAUCUUGCCCUGAUGGAAAGGUGUACCAGGAAUGUCGUCAAACACCGGAAGACUACUGUUCUGGAAGUCUCCGUGUACCUGGCCCUGUUCUGGACGGGGAGAUGAUGUCUGCCUGCUUCUGUCCAGAGCAUCAGUUAAAAGCUGGAAAGUAUAGUGACGUGUGUGUGGACAUCUGCACUGACUGCCAAGGCCCUUAUGGGGAACCCAAGCAGCCUGGUGACACCUGGGAGUCCGGCUGUAAGAUCUGUACCUGUGAUAACUGGACCAGAACCACUGAGUGCCAGGACCGGCCCACUCUCCCUGCCCCCCUCUGCAGUCCAGACUCCAUGCUGGUGACAGACUGCUGUGGAGUCCAGACCUGUGAGUUGCCUCACGACUGUGUUCACCGCCAGGAUGCUGGAGUCAUCUGCUCAGAUGGGCCUACUACUACUCAGAACGCAGACAUUGCCUUCCUGCUGGACGGCUCUGGGAGCGUGCAGCCAUACCAGUUCUUGACCAUGAAAUUGUUUGUGAAAAAUGUUACCAGAAUGCUCCUGAAUUCUAAAACCUUAUUCGCCUUUGCACAGUACUCCAACAGUGCCAUCAUCCAUGUGGACUUUGAUAAUUUUCAGAGAACAGGAUGGGAAUAUCAGGUGGACAGUAUCACACAGACAGCAGGAGGCACAUAUACCGCAAGAGCUAUCCACACAGUUGUGAAUGAUUUAUUUGAAUCUUCUGCUGGAGCGAGACCUGAUGCCAAACGGAUCCUAAUUGUCAUCACAGAUGGGCAAUCCCCUGAUUCUCAAAAAUAUCCCGUUGUCAUGGCGCUGGCUGAUGGGAAAAAUAUUACUAGAUACGCUAUUGGGGUUGGUGAUGCCUUUAGCACUUCAGACACACAGGAUGACCUCAGGAGCAUCGCGUCUUCUCCAGCAUCAGACCACAUGUUUCAUGUGAGCAAUUUUGAUGCACUGGAUACAAUUGGCAGCACACUGGAAGCUAACAUUGGUGGCAUAGAAGGUUUGCGUCUAGUGAACGGAGACGGGCGCUGCUCAGGCAGAGUGGAGGUGCUCCGUGAGGGAGAGUGGGGCACCGUGUGUGAUGAUGACUGGGACAUUAAGGAUGCUGAGGUCGUGUGCAAACAGCUGGGCUGUGGACCUCCUGAGGAGGCGGUCACCAACCCAAGGUACAACACCAGCGAGCCUCGUUUCGGACAGGGGUCUGGGCCAAUCUGGAUGGACGACGUAAGAUGCACUGGGACAGAGCUGACUCUGACGAGCUGCCCCUUCGGUGCGUUGUGGAGUCAUGAGGAUGCUGGAGUUAUCUGCACAGGUAACCACACCUGUGGACUGAAACUCACCUGGGUGAACCUGACGAUCGGCUCCUGCUUCGCCUCCGUGCAGCUGCCCACCUGUGAGGGACAGUGUGACUCAAGGUGGCUGGUCAAGGACGGAGUCCUCCAGCUGGUCAGGUCUCAGUGUCAGGUGGCCACCUGGAAGGAACGUCUGCUCAACCUGACGUGUGACGCACACACUUCAACGCUGACGUCAUUUCCCUACAGACACAUCACUUCCUGCCUCUGUACCGCAGGCUAACCCACCAUUAACCUGACUCCAAUAAGAACCGGGCCAGAAUAUGAAACGGCUUAUGACAGUGGUUAGCCUAGCCUACAUAAUUCACUGUAAGUAUGUUAGACUAGUCAACCCACUUCCAGUGAAUUAUGCUAAGCUAGGCUAACGGCAGUGUAUUCCUUUGAGAAGAUGUAGUUUGUGAUUCUAAUCCAACACACUUUUUGUCAAUUUAGCGAAUUGAUCCUCAUGGCUCUUUUAGCUGUUUGUAUACACUCAAAAACUCUUGAAUCGCAGAAUGUAUCUAGAGGUCAGUUGGUGACCAUUUCAACUCUCUUUAACAAAUAAUGAAUAUGUUAUCUUAGCUUGCUGUUGAUCACCUUCUAGUGGAAACAUGAUAUUCCUCUUUAUAUUCUAGACCCAUAGUAGUCAUUGGUGUGAUCAGUCAUUUAUACCUUUAUGUAGAUUCGAAUGAAUUUUUUCCCUAAGUGACAUUCAGCACAGAUGCUCCAGCUCUCGGUUGGGGUUUUUGUAUGUAAGCAGUACUCCUCCUCAGCUCAGAAAGUAAACGCUAGCGAUAUUCAUGAUGAAUGUAGUGCUGUAGUACACCUUUAAUAAACAUUGGCAUAAACACAA
This is a messenger RNA of Alosa sapidissima (American shad), 7929 nucleotides long. RefSeq names its product von Willebrand factor-like. Gene Ontology annotation, cellular component: extracellular matrix; membrane. The record is from RefSeq and is a predicted model, not a curated record. The transcript is spliced from 53 exons. NCBI's taxonomy places the organism in Eukaryota, Metazoa, Chordata, Actinopteri, Clupeiformes, Clupeidae. Bases 1 to 7320 code for a protein of 2439 amino acids. Gene Ontology annotation, molecular function: protein binding.